Messenger RNA from Daucus carota subsp. sativus, 1774 nucleotides. RefSeq names its product polypyrimidine tract-binding protein homolog 2. Gene Ontology annotation, cellular component: nucleus. The coding region runs from base 160 to 1485 and encodes 441 amino acids. The transcript has 11 exons. The record is from RefSeq and is a predicted model, not a curated record. NCBI's taxonomy places the organism in Eukaryota, Viridiplantae, Streptophyta, Magnoliopsida, Apiales, Apiaceae. Gene Ontology annotation, biological process: regulation of RNA splicing. Gene Ontology annotation, molecular function: mRNA binding.
AGUAUAGAUUAAUUGACUGUUAUAUUUGUUGAUAGUUUUGGGGGAUAGUGUUAUGGCAUCUGUAUUGAGUCAUUCGAUUUCGUGUUUAGUUAGUUAUAGAUUAUAGGGAGAAGGUUUAAUUGACUGUUAUAUUUGUUGACAGGCGUAGGGGAUAGUUUUAUGGCGUCUGUAUCGAGUCAACCGCAGUUUCGUUACACGCAACCUCCUUCCAAGGUUCUACAUCUGAGGAAUUUGCCGUGGGAGUGUACUGAGGAUGAAUUGAUUGAGCUUGGGAAGCCAUUUGGUAAAGUUGUCAACACGAAGUGUAAUGUUGGAGCUAAUCGGAACCAAGCUUUUAUUGAAUUUGCUGAGUUGAAUCAAGCUAUAGCAAUGAUAUCGUAUUAUGCUUCAUCGUCAGAACCGGCUCAGGUACGAGGGAAAACCGUCUACCUGCAGUACUCCAACAGGCAAGAGAUAGUGAACAACAAAACUACGGCGGAUGUUGCUGGAAAUGUACUGCUGGUAACAAUCGAGGGCAAUGAUGCACGGCUUGUCAGCAUUGAGGUUUUACAUGUGGUAUUUUCGGCUUUUGGGUUUGUCCACAAGAUUACUACAUUUGAGAAGACUGCUGGAUUUCAGGCACUAGUGCAAUUCACUGAUUCAGAAACUGCCUCCUCCGCUAAGGAUGCACUUGAUGGGAGAAGCAUUCCUAGCUAUCUGAUUCCAGAGCUCGCUCCAUGUUCUCUUCGGAUUACUUAUUCUGCACAUACUGAUUUGAGUGUGAAAUUUCAGAGCCAUCGCAGCAGGGACUACACUAAUCCUAACCUUCCUGUUAAUCCCUCCGCCAUAGAUGCAACUGGGCAGAUUAGUAAGGGUCUAGAUGGCAAAAAGCUAGAGCCUGAAAGCAAUGUUCUUCUUGCAUCUAUCGAGAAUAUGCCAUAUGAAGUCACUUUGGAAGUUCUCCACAUGGUUUUCUCUGCUUUUGGGACUGUCUUGAAAAUUGCCAUGUUCGAUAAGAAUGGAGGAGUUCAAGCAUUGAUACAGUACCCUGAUAUUCAAACAGCAGUGGUUGCUAAAGAAGCCUUGGAAGGACAUUGUAUAUAUGACGGAGGGUAUUGCAAGCUUCAUAUUUCAUAUUCACGUCACACUGAUUUGAGUAUAAAGGUCAACAAUGAUAGGAGCAGAGACUAUACAAUUCCAAUGUCUUCAGUGUUGAGCACCCAACCCUCGAUAUUAGGGCAACUACCACCUGCAAUGGUAAGUUCUGGUGUCCCCCAAUAUAAUGGGUCUCAUUAUGCCUCAGCUCAUCAAGGACAUCCAGUGCAUCCACCUUCGUCUGGGUGGAGUGCAGGCCCCCCUGCAGUACCUCAGCCCAUGCCGGGUCAGAUGCAUAAUCCCCAGUACAUGCCUCCUGCAAGCAUGCCCUCUGAAUAUGGUCAUCAAAUGAUGCAUAGCCCUAAUGGUUUUCAGAAUGCUGGGACAUACCCUCGUUACCCGCCUCAAUAGCAAGCAUAGACUUGCACUCCCUUAAGCACUUGCAGAGUGGCUAGUAGAGUGUCAAGAGUUUCAGGACAUUAUUGUCCUUCAGGCAAAGUUUGCCACACUCUUCUGUCUGUGUUUGACUAUUGGUCAUCCUCCCCCCACCCAGCUCUUUGAGAUUUUAUCAUCAGUUUGUUGGUGGAUUGUCUCCCAAGUAUACAACCAUAAAACGCUAUGUUUCUUUCCUGCUAUAUUAAAUGUUUUAUUUCAGUAUUGUCUAGUUUAUGUUUUGGGAUCAACGGCCAUCGUUUCCUUC